CCCAAGAGGUAAGCAGUAUUGACAGAACCUUGAAGCUGGGAAACUGUUUGAAACAUGGUUCACUGGACUGGAGAGAUGGUACAGCAGGAAUUACUACUGGCGGUACUUGGGGGACCACGUGGGAUGCUGGAGAUCAAACCCAGGCCUUAAGAUAUGUAGGUUGUGCACCAGAAAGAUGGCUCCAAGGACUGGAAUUCUUGUUUUGUAUUCAGGAAGCUUUGAGAUCACGCUUGGUAAUGUUCAGGUGCCAGGGAUAUGUGGUGCCAGGGAUGAAGCCUUAUUUUUCAUGUUAAAUUUCCUCCAUUACCCACUACAAGAAGCCCAACAGCAAUACAAGUCUUGCCACCAUUCUGUACUUCUUAGGCUUGAUCAGCACAGCACAGUGGAUUACAGUCUUCUUCUAGAAACCAUGUGUACACCAAUGCAUUAAUCAAGAGUUAAAACCGGUACAUUAAACAGAUCGUUAAGUCAUAGCCAAGUAUCAGGAGGACCUGACGAUCCACCCCAGGUUCAUCACAUAAAACCUAGAUGCAGUCCGAGCCCCCUCGAGCACGUGUCGCCCGCAUCUUCCCUCUUGAGAUAGAUCACCUGUAUCACCUGCUGUCCCAUUGCUCAUCAGUUUGCUCGAGUGGGCGCCAUUCAUCCCAGUUGCAUGCUGGUGUAACCCAGUGGCACCUGCUCGCUCCAGGAACACAAAAAGCAUCAAACCGUUUGUUCAGGUUCUUAACGAAGAAGUCCGAACAUCUCAUAGGUGGGCGGCCAGGUGUUCUCUUGACCUCAAAAACAGUAACAAUAACUGGCCUCAUUUUCCUGACUUUCUGAAAGAGCCCCCAAUAUGGCAGCAGUGGGAAGUACAAGUAAGGAAAGGCAGACAAAAUCUCGGGGCCUAUCAGGUCUGCCAAAACGACGAAACACUCAUAUGACUGUCUGUACUUUCAAUCCACGUAUGCUGGCAUCAGACGCAUCCAUCAAUAACCUGAUGUUGCAAGCACAGAGGAUCAAGUACGAUAUCAUUGGACUGACCGACACCAGAAGGCCUCAACCACAUCACGUUGUUUUCAACACCGGAGAAGAACUGUUCCUCGGAACAUGCAACAGAAGAGGCAUCGGUGGUAUCGGUGUCCUCGUCAACACGAACGUGGCCAUGAGCAUCAAUUCAUUCAAAAGCCUAACAAACCGAAUUGGACGCUUACGUUUGAAUAGAUGUGGCUCACUGCCGGCAGUUUCUGUCUUCGUCGUCUACGCACCAACACCCAACGAUACCAAAGAAGAAAUGGAGAAGUUCUACAUGGACCUGGAGACGUUCUAUAAAGAAGACCACGCCUUCUACAAGAUCAUUGUCGGUGAUUUUAAUGCCAAGAUAGGACCGAGGAGAUCAGCCGAAGAACUCCACAUCGGGACCCAUGGCCUAGAAUGGGAUGAACAGGGUGAGAGACUGUCUGAGUUCAUCAUGUCGACCAAGACCAUCCAUGGGAACUCACAGUUCCAGAAGCCCGAAUUUAAGCGUUGGACAUGGGAGUCUCCUUGUGGACGGUUCCACGAUGAAAUUGACCACGUCAUAUUCAAUCGACGGUUUUGUCUGACUGAUGUUGCGGUUAUCCCAAAAUUCCAAACGGGAUCAGACCACCGUCUCCUUCGUGCGAAAUUUUAUUUCUCGGAGCACGAAGAAAGGAGUGCAAAGUUUAAGCAGAUAACUCCCAAAACGACCACCAACUGGGAGCUCUCUGGCACUCCUGCAGUAGUAUCAGAAGAUGCCGUCACUGACAACAUCGACGAGGAAUGCGGUCGACCGGUUCAGCACCUCCGUGGAUGUUCGAGGAAUGUCAGGAGUGCCAGAAACAAACGCCUGUCUUCAGAAACUCUCGAGCUCAUUCGCCAACGUGGUAUUGCUCGAUCCUCAGGCAAUUUCAAGCUAACGUCUGAGCUGGCAAAGCGGUGCAGAGAAGCGAUAAAGAAAGACCUCAGAGAGAGAAGAGCAGCAGCGUUGGCUAAUGCGGAAGAAGCCGGGAAGAGUAUUUGCAGCGCCCGCCCGCCUGUCCAACAAGACCAAGAUGACUGCCCCCCGACGUCCUGAUGAUCUAUCACAUCUUCUAGAAGGGCAGUGGAGAAGAUUAUCCACGACUUAUACUCGGAUCUCUUUGAUAGCUACGUCCAUCUGCCCACAUGCCAAAAUUCCGCAGGAGGGAUAGGUCGUUCCCAGUGUUCUCCCUUCUGAAAUCUGACACUCCGUGCAAUGACUUUACAUAGAUACCUGAAUUAUUGAAUUUCAUAUGGUUUCUGUUUUUAACUUACUGAAGUAGUUCCAUUCUGUUUUCCAAAACUGAAAGCACCAAUAUACGUUCUCUUCAACCCUGGCACAGGGUCUCACCACCUUCUCUAAUACUUUUUUUUUGGGGGGGGGAGGGUUAGCUUAUCACUAGACCACAUCCCUAGCAUCUGUGUUGUCUUAAUAUUAGGAUAGGAUAGGAUGAGCAUCUUUUCAUAUGUUCUCUGAAAAUUUGCAUAUACAGUUUUUAGAAUUCUCAUAUUUUGAAAGCAUUUGUUUAAGUACACUUUGAGAGCCUUUAUUUUAUUUUUUUGGGGGGGGUCACACCCGGUGAUGUACAGGGAUUAUUCCUGGCUCAUGCACCCCUGGCGGUGCUCGGGGGACCCAUUGGGAUGCUGGGAAUCCAAUCCGGGUUGGCCCCAUGCAAGGCAAACUCCCAACCCGCUGUGCUAUCACUCCAGCCCCCUGAGAGCCUUUAUUUCUAUCAAGCUUACCAUUUCUUUUAAGUUGCAAACAUUGCUAGCAAAAAUGGGUUAAAGAAUUUUACCUGGGCAUACGAGCAAACACAAUUCAGUACCUGGUGUGGGGCAGGGAGACCCUUUCAAUACUUGUUUUGUAUCUUUAAAACAAUUUUAGUAGUAUGUUGUGGUUCAAGUGUUAAUUCUAUUUCAGUAUCUUUAUUCCACCCACCUUUCUUUCUUAUCCAUUUUUCUUAGUUUGCACUAUCCUCCUCAUAGGACAUCCACUAUUAUUGCUGCCCAUUUAGAAAGGUAUGGGAAACUCUGUCACCUCAUUACUUCUGCUCAUUGCAUCUCCAAGGCAUUCACUACAGAAUCUGAAAAAAAUCUUUUAAAAUGUUUUCUGAUUGAUUACUAUUGCUGAAUGUUCUUAAAAUAAAAUCCCAAUUUUAACCAUUGCUCAGAAAAUCUGCACAAUCUAGUCCAUGUACAUCUCUAAGCCAAGACCUUCCUUCUUCCAGCUUGAAUAGAGAAGGGAUCACUAAGAAAAUGUUGGCUUGAGGAACCAGUCGGGAUGGUAGAUGUAUGCGGAAAGUAGAUAAAGGACCAAACAUGAUAACCUCUCUAUAUCACAAACCAUAAUGCCCCAAAGUAGAGAGAAUGGGGAAUAUUGUCUGCCAUGGAGGCAGGGGGAGGGUAGGAAAGGGGGUGUGUACUGGAGAUACUGGUGAUGGGGAAUGUGCACUGGUGGAGGAUGGGUGUUUGAUCAUUGU
Molecule: messenger RNA, 3497 nt
Organism: Sorex fumeus (smoky shrew)
Lineage: Eukaryota; Metazoa; Chordata; Mammalia; Eulipotyphla; Soricidae
Product: craniofacial development protein 2-like
Exons: 5
Coding region: 836-2074 (412 amino acids)
Molecular function (GO): catalytic activity
Source: RefSeq, a predicted model, not a curated record